Vicugna pacos (alpaca) is the source of this 955-nucleotide messenger RNA. RefSeq names its product sperm acrosome associated 4 (gene SPACA4). The record is from RefSeq and is a predicted model, not a curated record. Gene Ontology annotation, biological process: sperm-egg recognition. Gene Ontology annotation, cellular component: membrane. NCBI's taxonomy places the organism in Eukaryota, Metazoa, Chordata, Mammalia, Artiodactyla, Camelidae.
GACACUCCUCCCCCACCUAUGACCUCAUCCCCAGAGCGGCCAGUGGGAACCCUAGAGGGUCUGUGAGGUCACCCCAUUCCGCUCCACAAAGACUCCUGACGGACCACAGCCACUGGCUCGUCUCUGUCCUGGGGGAGUUUCUGAGACCCGAGGACUUGAGAGCCGUGGUCACGACGGCGCUCCUGAGAGGGACACGGAGCAUUGGGAACCGAGGACACGCCGGGUGCUGACCCUGGGAGACCAGAACCAGGGGCAGAAGUCUCGUGGGCGUGAGGAGUGUCAUUCAGCAGUUCCGGGAGGUCCAGGAAGCCCACGGCCUGGCUUGGGCACCGUCACCGCCACCAGGCCACCAUGGUCCUUGGCUGGCUGCUGCUUCUGGUGACCGCUCUGCCCCCAGGCACGACGGGCGCCAAGGACUGCGUCUUCUGUGAGCUGACCGACUCCUUGAGCUGCCCCGGUACCCACAUGCGCUGUGACGAUGACGAGGACUGCUUCACGGGCCGUGGGGUGGCGCAGGGUGCCGGCCCCAUCAUCAACAAAGGCUGCACGCGGGCCACUUUGUGCGGCCGCGAGGAGCCCGUCAGCUACAUGGGCAUCACCUACAGCCUUGUCACCAACUGCUGCACCGGCCACCUGUGCAAUGGGGCCCCCAACCCCACAGGCAGCUGGAUGGCGGGGGCCACCACUGGCCUGGUGCUGGGCAUGCUGCUGCUGCUCCAACAUUUGCUGUGACCUACCUGGAAGGCAGGGCUCAAGACUGGUCUCCCGGCUCCACCGCUCCCCGUGCCCCCUGCCUCCACCCUCUUCCCCCAUUAAAUGGCCAGAGGCCCUGGACAACCUCUUGUGGCCCUGGCCUCAUCCAUUCUAGGGUUGUCCACCAGAGCCCAGUGCUUGGCAAAGCAUCCUCUGGCCUGAUUUAGUGGUGGGGACCCGUGCCCAGUGGGUUCGGCUGGAC